Pieris rapae (cabbage white) is the source of this 3261-nucleotide messenger RNA. RefSeq names its product growth arrest-specific protein 1. The coding region runs from base 266 to 985 and encodes 239 amino acids. Gene Ontology annotation, biological process: regulation of cell cycle. The transcript is spliced from 3 exons. Lineage: Eukaryota; Metazoa; Arthropoda; Insecta; Lepidoptera; Pieridae. The record is from RefSeq and is a predicted model, not a curated record.
GGAAGACAUUGGGGCUGUCAUCUGUCCGUAGAGUCGCUACACAACUUAAUCGAAGGCGCGCGCGCCGGUACGCAACACGUUUCGCGUCAACAUAACUUAAAACGCUCGUUAUCACAGUGAUAUCAAUUAAACCCACCUAGAACACAUUUAUUGUACGCAGUGAAAUAUUCCGUGGUAUUUAUAGUGAUUUAUAUGUGGGAGAAAAGUUUACACAAAUCCGUGCCACGAGCCAUGUGACUGCAACGAAAGCGGAUAAAUAAAAGUAAUGUGGUUGGUGGCAGCAGUGGUCUCCCUGUGGGUGGUGCUCAGCACCGCGACGCUGUGCGAAGAGGCGCGUAUGCGCUGCGCUUACCGCAGUGGGUGUGGCGCGGCUCUCAACAACUACAUGAUGCUGUGCAGCGACGUGCUCUCCCAGCCCUCUGACCACUGUCCCAAGGAGUGCGAGCAUGCCCUCAUAGCCCUAACGUCUACUGAAGAGGGAAAGGAAUUAAUGAACUGCCAGUGUGAAGAUGAAUACUGCGUGGAUGCGAAACAGAAGAUCUAUGUGUGUCGGGCGCAGGUUUUGAAGGGAGCUGCCGACGCCACCGCCUCCUGCCGCUUAUCGCAGCUCAUCUGCCUGGCUGAUGCCCAGUGUGCCACGGCAUUAGGUUAUUAUAACCAGAAUUGUCGCUCAGUUUACCGUGGAAGAAAAUGCUCUAAGAAGUGCCUUAACUCUAUUGAGAUUUUGAGGAAACAAGAGAAGGCCGCCGCAUUAACAGCAUGCAGGUGCGACGGGAAUGAAGAUUAUGAUUGUCCGAGGAUGCAAAGUAAUCUGGCGAAGUUAUGCUUUCACAAACAUUUGAAAAACCAUACAAGGAGUCACGAAAGAGGGUAUGAUGAGCGACACCGGAAAACGCACCAUGAAGCGUCUGCAGCUAACAAAUCCAUUAUAUCUGUGAUUAUAAUUGCCUUAUGCCUUUUCUUCAGCUUGAACUUCAAAUCGUGACGGUGAUUUACCUCAUAGGAGCAAAAGAUGUUAGUAAACAUAUACGUCAAUGUAUAUAAGUUUGUACAGAUAGAAUUAAGUUCGCAAGGUUGCGUGUGUGUGUGUGUGUGCAGACUACUUUAAGGUGUCCUUUAUUUGAGUGUACUUGCAGUUAAUAUAGAUAUUCGAAUAAGACUUAUACGCUUUCGCCGCCCACGGGGGCUUGCGCGGGCGUCGCUAUAAAUACGGCGGCGCCGGUGGUCCGUUGACAAAUGCUAGGGUGUAUCGUCCCGACGCCAAAACUACGCCGAUUGAUCUAACGGUUGUCUUAACAUGUCGAGUAAUAAUGAACGCGCUCAUUUAACAUAUCAAAAAUUUGUUUCACGUCGUAUAAAUGACAGAGAACGAGAGGUUAAAGGAAGUGGGUGUCUCCAGCGUCUCUGUGUACGCUAAUCGCCUUUGAGUCGGAAGUGUUAUGCGGGACGCUGUGAACGUGGCGUUGUCGAAAGAGCUUUUUUUUUUAAAGUCAACUUCCUUUGACUCCUGUCAUCCGUUCGUUUUAAUGACCAAACGGAAUACAUGAAUCAUAUAUAUCCUAUAUAAUCAUGUAUACCAAUUAACCUCGGUAUUGUGUUGGGUUCAGAAAAAGUUGCAUAAGUUUAACCGUACUGAUGUUCCGACAACAUUAAUUCCUUAUUUGAAUUUAGUGUAAUUUCUCUGUCCCCAAUUGAACGUUUCCAAGUAUGAAAUUUCUUCGAAGAGCGUAUGACAGCGUGGUUUCUUCAUAAGUCUCGGACCUUGUAAUGAAGAUAUUGGAACCGGUUCGGGGCAAGGUCCCACGUGCGAUGCUCCGAUUGUUGCCGUGUAAAAUGAUACCAAACAUACAUUUUGAAUAACGUAAAAAUUUAUUAAAAAAAUAUUUCAAUUUUGAAUAUAAGAUUGGGAUUAACGAAACUAUCGAAGAUACAAAACGAGGCUUAUUAUAGAAUUUAAACAUUACGUAUUCAUAAACAAAUACAGAAAUUCGAAUUUCAAAAAAAUAUAAUUCAUACAAAUCAAAACAGUGGUCCUGAAUUUCGUAAAAAUUUCGGUAAAUAAUACAUAAUUUGUCCUCUGAUAUAAAAAUGCAUUCAAAUUCAGGAUUAAUAUUAAAGACUCAAUUUUGUACUGGAGACAUAAAAUUCCUUUACAUUUUAGUAUUCAUGCCAGCAGAAUGUAGUUUACUAAUGCUCCAACUGAACACGCGAUUGCAUUAUGCAGUGCGUUGUAUCCCAGGAAUAUGAAUGAACUUCCAUCUUGGCGAUGACAUUCAUUGCUCACACGAAUUUAUUAUACAUUUUUCCUGCAUUCAUUAUAUCAACGCAGCGAAUAUUAAAUUAUGUAUAUCAGUUGUAUGUGAGUAUAAAGUGCAUUUAUAAAAAAAUGUGCGACAUUUGGAAAUUGCACAACCAAAAAGCCUCUUGAUUUUCCUCACCUGGUGUGUAUGGAUAAGAAUUCGUUUGUCGUUGGUACUUAAAAUGUUUCAGGCGCUUUUGGGUAACAUAAUAUGUAUAUGUAUUAGGAACUUCUUCUAAGACCAGUAUAAAAUAUUUCAUAUAUAAAAUGUAUUAAUUUUAAAAUUAGCAAGCGAAUGUGUUUCUAAUAUUGUGAUUGUAUUGUGUGUUUAGAAUAUGUAUUAAUUUUUAAAAGUAUAUUAUCACGAAUUGUUCGUUAUAAUAUAAGGUACAAUUAUAAAAUCUAGCAUAAAUGGGUUUGAGUGUUGUUUGUAAUUUUAUAUUAUAUUGUAAUUUAUUUAAGCACGAACAUUUCAAUUCAGAUAUCAUUCAUUACCACCCGUAGAAUGAUAUUUUGUACUAAUGAUAAAUCUGUUACGAUGUUCUACUUGAAAGCAAGGUAUUAAAUUGUAGAUUUAAUAUUUGGAGUAGGAUUGUUGUGGAAAUAUUAUUCAGGAAAUUAUGAAUUAAUAAUUAAUUAAUUAUUAAUUGAUACUACACGAACACGAAUACUUUAACGGAAAUAAAUGGAAAUAUUUAUGUUUCUGUCUCGUUUACAACGUAACGUUUACUCGUUUGAUUCAUAUUUGAUUUGUAUUGUCUUAAACGCGUUUUAAUCUCGCAUUUCUUUUAAUUAAUAAUAAUUUUAAGGUCUUAAUUAGGAAAACUUUAUUAACCACAGUUUACCAAAGUGAGAUUACUAGAUUUAGCAAACAACUGUAAAUAUCAAUUGUAAACAAUUAUUAAUAUUGAUUAUCGUACAAAGUAUUUUAGAAUAUAGAUAUUUAUUAAUUUACUUUAAGU